CCCCUCCUCCUCCUCCUCCUCCUCCUCCUCCUCCUCCUCCUCCUCCUCCUCCUCCUCCUCCUCCUCCUCCUCCUCCUCCUCCUCCUCCUCCUCGCGUCCACUAUGACAGACGAGGCUGGCCACUCCACCGUCCCCUGGCUCACCGCCCCUCCCGCCACGGCUGCGGCGGCGGCGGCAGCGGCGGCGGCAGCAGCGGUAGCCUCCUCUUCCUCUUCCACCUCCUCCUCCUCCGUCUCCCCCAUCACCACCUCCACCUCCGCCUCGGCCUCCGUCGGCUCCGAGCCCUCCGUCAACCAGAAGCUGUUCCUCGUGGUCAGCGUCGCCCUCGCCACCGUCUGCUUCUUCACUAACGUCGUGCAGGUGGCUGUGUUCGCGAGGCCGUCCGCCAUCCGAUCGGUGAAGGGCGUGCUACUCCUGUCGCAGGCCCUCAGCGGUCUCGUUGCCUCCUUCGUCGUGGCCUUUCCCAUCCACGUCAUCUCGGCGAGGGGAGGCUCGGCCGUCGGGGAGGAGGGCUACACGGCAUGCUACCUGGGCCACUCCGCCGUGAUCCUCCUGACGGCGCUCACGGCCCUGGGGACGUCCACGCUGCUGCUCCUCCAUCAGUACAUCAAGGUCAACCAUCCGCGAAGGUUCAUGACGGCCGGCACCAACGUGGUGGGCUGGAGCGUGGCCGUGGGCGCCGUGUGGUGGGUGGCCGUGAUCGUGUCGGUGCUGCCCUACAUCGGCUGGAACUCCUGGGAGGCCCACGACGAGAGCUGCCAUCUCUCCACCCUCUGGCCGCUGUCGUUCACCGCCUUCCUCACGUUCCUGGUGGGCGGCCACAUCGCCUCGGCCCUGCUCAUGUGGGCGUCCACCCGCGCCACGCAGCUGAAGGCCAUGACGGUGCGCAGGGGCCCCGCACCCGCCAACGCCUGCAAUGACCCAGAGGAGGCGCCCAUCUCCAACUGCGCCCAAGGAGCUAACAGCAGCAGCAGCAUCGGCAGCGUCCGCGUGGGGGGCUGGUGCGUGAGUGUGGCCUCCCUCGUCCCGAUGUUGGCUCACGUGGUGGUGGCCUCGUCGUGCGCCGUGUCCUCCCAGUGCCAGGCCACCCCCCAGCAUUACCACGAAGAAGCAUCCGCACUGCCCUGGUCCUCCCUGUUGCUCGUCGCGGCCGCAGUCACCAACCCGCUGCUCUACGUCUUCACUGAUGACCAGGUCUCCUCCGUGACGCUGUUCCUCCUGUCCCGCUUCUGCUGCUGGUGGUGCGAGCGACGCAAGCAGCGCCUCGUGCCUCGCCAGCAGGAGCCUCACGACACGGAGACCAACGUCUACGUGACCAACGACACCGACCACCUCGUGUCCGACAACAGCUAAAGUGGCGGCCGACCCACGCACUCGCGCUCUCUUUGUCACCCAUGAUCUCCAUAAAGCUUCGAAGCGCACAAAAACGCUGUAGUAACGCUUUUUGAAGUAAUUUUCAUACGUCUCACGGUUAGUCCGGUCAGUCCGGAUAGGGCCCAGACCCCCCCAAAAUACAGUACCUAACAAUAGCCGUAACUAAAAGGUUACGCGUUCAGGUCAACUUGUCUGUGCUUCGCUAGAUCCCAAGACACACGAAACGCUCCACACACAGAGGACAAAAAUAUAAUAGUUCCCUCGCUUCCUCACCCAACUUUGAACAGCUUUCCUCCAAACUCUUACUGGUGCUCUUGGUAUUAAACGGUAUUUUCUCUCCAGUGUACAAUGCAAUAAAACAGUUCAGUUACAAGCUCUCUUCCAAGUCAGAUUUUUUUGCUCAAAUGUAGCAGUUCUAAUUCAAAAAUACUCUGAUUCCCCAUGCCAUGCCAGCCAAAUGAAUCAUGAAUCUGGUUUUACUCAAAGGUAAACGUUGAUGGGUGUUGAGACAGACAAGAACAACUUUAUACUCAAAUACGUUAAUACCUAGCAUACUACCUUCAAGGUAAACGCUAGUUUCAAAUAACUGCACUGAGGGUAUGCCAUCAAUAGAAAAAUUAAAAUCUAAAACAGGAGUGAAAUAAAUUAUAAUUUCUGAAAACUGCAAUUAUUUAAACCAACAUUACACCAACAACUUCAAAAGCUCUCCUUCAAUUUUUAUGCAACACAUGAUUCAUUGGGAUAAGAAUGCUAUUGUAAUUAUCUAUCAUUUCAUUGCAAUCCUUACACUCACUAAACUUUCCAAAUAUUUUCACUUUUUUACAAAUAUUAGAGAAUUACCAGGAAUGUUAGAAAAAAAUCACUUCUUGUUGUGAAAUCUUCCAUUAGUCUGUCUGUAAAACUUAUAGAAAAAACAUAAGAAUGCCAAUGGACUGAAAUAAAAUAAUUCCAUAAUUUAAUGUUGUAAAGGUUAUUGCCAACUCAAAGACUCUUUAGAAAAUAGCUUUACUUGUACCAUUUAAAUGUAGCCUGCCUGAAGAACAGCUUUAUGUGUAAUGUAUGAUUAUAACUCAUUAGCUCUUCAUAUUGUAAUAACAUUUCAAUAUACUGAUAGGCAUUACCCAUAGCAUAUAGUAAAAAGAAAAGCUUAAAAUGAAGAACGUUCCUACUUAACUCUCCAGGACUCUGUAUAAACUGCUAAUGAAAAAUAAGUAUGGAUCCUUUGAAUCCCUCUGUGCUACUUGAUCUCACUCUCCCCUUGCAACAUUGUCUGAAAAGAGGCAGCAUCUCCCAAAUUCCACAUCAAGGUACAGACUUGCAGAAUAUGUGUGGCUUACUGUUAUUGAUACAUAGUGGCAUCAUCCAUACUCUUAAUAUGUCUCCUUAUUUAGGAACCAUUGCAAUGCAACACAGGAGAAUGUGCAAUGCUUGCAAGUGGUGAAACACAUGAUGGUUUCAUAAAGCAAUAACCUUCCCCUUGAAAAAAUAAAUAAAUAAAUAAAUCAUAACAAAACUGUAAGAAAUAUAUCCCCUCUACAUUACAUCUUUUUUCUCCUCCAUUCUGCAUGAAGUUAGACAGAAAACUAAAAAUGAAAACCGAGACUGCAGGAUAAUUUUACAGAAUUAUAUAAUCAUGCUAACAACAUCAGAUCACCCUGACAUUCCACUGUGCUUAUUUCUUAUAUACAAGUACGUCUUCGCUAAAUUUGGAAGAGUGAUCUACCUUGCUGCGGUAGAUCAAAGUUUCGCUUGGAAUAAAGGUAAAUAUUGUACGGACAAGAUUAUUUUUUCCUGGUAAUCUAGCUAAAAAAAUAUAUAUAUAUAUACAAAUAAACAUACAUCUGCAAAUCCUAGAAUACUAUAUAUGUUAUGGUGUGGAUGUCCUUUCUGUUUCAUCACUGGGAUUUUCAUUUAUGUGUAACAAUCAACAGUUAGUCUUAAUAAGGAUACAAGGAGCCAAAGGUAGCUACCACAAAUCUAAUAAGAUCCUGGCUUUUUACAUUCACUGUCGAGACAAGCGGCAGUCUUUGUAUCAUAUCAAAGCAUCAAAAAUUUCCCAGACUUUGCCUCCUCUCUAGUGGUACAUAAUAUUUCAUG
Penaeus indicus is the source of this 3471-nucleotide messenger RNA. RefSeq lists its product as uncharacterized. The record is from RefSeq and is a predicted model, not a curated record. NCBI's taxonomy places the organism in Eukaryota, Metazoa, Arthropoda, Malacostraca, Decapoda, Penaeidae. Gene Ontology annotation, biological process: neuropeptide signaling pathway. The transcript has 6 exons. Bases 103 to 1353 code for a protein of 416 amino acids. Gene Ontology annotation, molecular function: neuropeptide binding; G protein-coupled receptor activity. Gene Ontology annotation, cellular component: neuron projection; plasma membrane.